Messenger RNA from Lytechinus pictus (painted urchin), 4047 nucleotides. Its product is annotated as Y+L amino acid transporter 2-like. The transcript has 10 exons. Gene Ontology annotation, cellular component: membrane. The coding region runs from base 299 to 1840 and encodes 513 amino acids. The record is from RefSeq and is a predicted model, not a curated record. NCBI's taxonomy places the organism in Eukaryota, Metazoa, Echinodermata, Echinoidea, Temnopleuroida, Toxopneustidae. Gene Ontology annotation, biological process: amino acid transmembrane transport. Gene Ontology annotation, molecular function: L-amino acid transmembrane transporter activity.
CAGAACAUCAAAUAGACAUGCACGGACUGUACUCUGAAUAAUGUCGACCUCAUUCAUGACUGUCCGCGAUUAGCUGAUCAUAUUGGUUAAAUUUCAUGUUUGCCUGCGUUAUACAAGAAAAUCUGUUGAAGAAUGGAUACUGCCGAAUCUUGAACAAUCAUAUUCCUACAGGCUAGAUGGUAACAAAGUUUUAAGGUGACACGGACAGGGAGCGGGCUGCAACCUUUGGAUGACUUGAAGAUAUAUCGGUGAUAAACAUUUUUGUACAAAAAAGGACACGGGUAGCUGAUUAUUGAGGAUGGCAUCAAGUCAAGAAGACAAUACAUCAUCGUCGAAGUCGAUCGAUGAGGUGGAUAUCAAGCCGACACGACAACGAUCUAGCGCCAUCAAAGACAUCUACGAACAACCUGACGAUAACGGUUACCAGAUGGACAACAAAGAUAAUGACGUCGUGAAGCUCAAACGUCGGUUGACCCUCCUCGAUGGCGUCGCCAUCAACAUUGGGAUCAUCAUCGGAUCCGGGAUCUUCGUGUCUCCGAAGGGAGUCCUGAAUGGUGUCGGCAGCGUCGGUGCGACCAUGGUGGUAUGGGCCGUUUGCGGAGUCUUCUCCAUGAUCGGUGCUCUCUGCUAUGCCGAGUUGGGUACCAUGAUCCCAGCUUCCGGUGGUGCCUAUGCCUACAUCCAGCUUAUCUACGGUGACUUCUUCGGCUUCAUGCGUCUCUGGAUUGCGGCCGUCAUGGCUCAACCGGGAUCACUGGCUGUCGUUGUUCUGACAUUCGCAAGCUACAGUCUUCAACCACUUUACCCCUAUGUAGAAUGUCCGCCGCCUAGGACACCCACUGUACUCAUUGCUAUAACUUGUACCAUCGUGGUUACACUAAUAAAUGCCGUUAGUGUUCGGUGGUCAAGCUGGCUUCAAGAUGUGACGACUUUUUGUAAAGUUGGCGCUCUUGUCAUCAUUAUCAUCUCUGGUAUGCUAGAACUUGCUACAGGAAAUACAGAAAAUUUCAAAAACUCAUUUGAAGGAACAGAACUGAGUGGAUUGGGGAUCGCCCUGUACUCUGGUCUGUUUUCCUAUGCAGGAUGGUACGCUCUAAACAUUGUUGUGGAAGAAUUGAAAGACCCUUACAAAAAUCUACCUCGUGCAAUCGUCAUCACCAUUAUCACUGUAACAAUAGUCUACGUCCUAACAAACGUUGCUUAUUUCGCUGCUCUUUCACCGGAAGAACUCCUCGCUUCAAAUGCCGUGGCAGUGACAUAUGGGGCUAAGGUUCUCGGAAGCUUUGCUUGGAUCAUGCCCUUAGCUGUGGCUCUCUCAACCUUUGGCUCAGCUAAUGGAAACAUGCUGACCUCAUCUAGAUUAUUUUUUGCUGGUGCUCGUGAGAAUCACUUACCCGACCUCCUUUCCAUGAUCAACAUCGAGAAAAAGACACCUGUACCAUCAUUAUUAUUUACUUCUUUGCUCACCAUACUCUACUCAAUGGCUGGCGAUGUGUUCACAAUUAUCAACUAUUUCAACUUUGUGACGUGGCUAACCAGCGGUCUAGCUGUAGCUGGCCUAUUGUGGUUGCGUUAUAAGGAACCCGACCGGCCAAGACCAUACAAGGUACAUAUAAGUCUUCCAAUUAUCUUCGUCCUCGCAUGCAUCUUCCUCAUCGUCAUGGGAACCAUCGCCGCCCCCAUAGACACUGCUAUCGGUUUCGCUAUCAUGUGCACAGGAAUUCCGGUCUAUUUCUUCAUCGUCAAACCCAAGAAGAAACCUGAGAUAGUCGUCAAAGCUAAUGAUUUGGUCACUCGUUGGUUCCAGAAGUUGAUGCUUGUUGUGGCUGAAGAGAGAUAGUGUCAUUCAAAUUGAACAGCCAUCUUGGUACUCCAGGCCUCACUGACCAAAAUCUUGAAGUGAGCGGGGCUCCAUCGUACAAAGAACUGUGACAGAAAAAUCAAUCUCAGAUUGUUAUCGAUCUCAGCUUGAGUAGUAUAGUUGAGGCAUUGGUAAUUUACAUUAAUUGCAAUUUGAGUCUGAAUUCUUUGUGAGACAUGGUCCAGGGGGGCAUAACAUAAAGCUCAGCGAUUGAUUGCAGGGCUGAUUUCUACAAUCGAUUGCAUAGAUUAUUGUGUAUGAUCAAUCGUAAGACUCGGCCCUACACUCAAUCGCUAUUAAAGUUUUAUGUCACAGGGCCAGCUCUCAUUAAAGAUCGCCUUAAAUAGUUGAUCAGGAUUUGUCUAUCAUGCCAUUCAAAAGGACAUACUGUAUGCCUUUGGUAUCUGUAAAUAUACAUGGUGACCUAUACAUUUGCAAAAUCAUGAAUUAUGAAUGUAUGGUGCACUGUCAGGCAUACUAACCGCCUUUUCACACGGUAAAAAAAUUGUAAUUUGAAUGAUUCCAGAGAAAAAUAGGGCUAAUGACAAUAUUUAGCACAUGUGAAACUAAACUAGAAUCAUGAACGCUAAUCACAGUCACAAUUACAAUAGCAAUCAUCAUUACAAUGAUUCAAGAUUCACGUGUGAAAAGGCCCCAACAUUUUAGUUUUUUUUAAAGGACUUGAGAUAUUGGAAGCCAUCAUGUAUGGGCAGGUUAACAUUGCACCUUAUAUUCAUAUUUUUAGGUAGUGAGGAGGGCAUUCUUUCUCUAUUCCCUCACAAAAGAAUUCGUAUACAACUUUAUACUCUAGCAUUUACUAUUUCUAAAGGGGCAUUAUUGGUCACUUGAAAAGGAGGUUGUACAAACGCCCCUUUUCAUCAAUAUUUUACGAACAGGGACCUUAGUUUUGUGGAAUCUGCUCUUUGGGGGCAAGCAAAAUAAAUGUUUGUAUCUCUUUCAUGAUUUUUACCUUUGAAGAGACGAUAAGAAACAAAGAAACACUUCAAACAUUUUCUUUUUAAGAAAUAAUUUUGCUCCAAAAAAGGAUGCCUUUUAUUUUAUGCAAUAGACAAGUGUAAAUGUGGGAUUUUUUAAGUUAUGGAGGAGGAAGAUGAAUGUGUGCAUAUUUUGCUGUGUUAGAUGGAUAUUAUGAAGAAACUUUUAUAAUCCUGAUAGUUUAAAAAGUGAAAAGCAAGCUAGGGUUAUCCCUGAAAUGUAUUGUAUCUAUAGAUGAAAUGGUAUUGAGUAAGUAAUAGAGUUUUUAAUUGUAUUGAUGAUUGUUUGGAAUUGUACAACUACUACAACCGACUCUGAUUUCAGGAGUAAAUUCUUGAAAAUAGGAUAUUUUUAGAUGGACUCUUAGUAAACAUGUAACUAUAAUAAUUGUAUUUGUUUUGACAGAAUUUACUAUACACUUAAAGGGAUGGUCCAGGCUGGAAAUAUUUAUAUCUCAGUAAAUAGAGUAAAAUUCACAAAGCAAAAUGCUGAAAAUAUGAUCAAAAUCGGAUGACAAAUGACAAAGUUAUUAAAUUUUAAAGAUUUGCAUUAUUCCGGUGAAACAGUUCUAGGCAUGUCUUUAUGAAUAUUCAUUAGGUGGGUUGAUGAUGUCAUAUCCCCAUUUGUUCUUUUGUAUUUUAUUAUAUGAAAUUAGGUUUAUUCAAAAAAUUUCUACCAAGAACUAAAACAAUUGGAUUGACAACUGAUUAAGUGCAUUAGUUAUUUAUUGCCACAAAUAAUGGAGACACAUCAUCUACACAUGUAUGGGAAAAAUGAAACAUUUAUGGUUUCAUGUAAUAACAUAAGAAAAAGGUAAGUGGGGAUGUGACAUCAUCAGCCCACCUAAUGAAUAUUCAUGACGAUGUGCAUAUAACUGUUUUCACAAAAUAUUGAUAAACUUUAAAAUUCAAUAACUUUGUUAUUUAUUAUCCGAUUUUGAUGAAAUUUUCAGCAUUUUGCUCUGUGAAUUUUACUCUAUUUAUUAAGAUAUAAAUAUUUUCAGCCCGGACCAUCCCUUUAAAGGACAAAGACUUUUGCUCACAAAUUGUUUACAGAAAGAGGUGUAAUAUGUACUUUACACUUUUUGAUGUAUAAAUCAAUAAGCAGUACUCUUAUAAAUGUAUAUUCAUCUUUAUUUUUUCACCAUUAUUGCUGAUAACUAUAAAAUAAAUGUUGCAUGAUGGGAAAUG